AUGGCCAGAAAGAAGAGAGGCGGUGGCGGUGGCGGUGGCGGAGGCGGUGGUGGCGGUGGCGGUGAGGACAAUAAGAAUGAGGAGGAGCAGAAGAAAAUCAACGGCGACGGAGGAGGUGAUGAGGAAAAGAAGAAUAGCAACGGCGAUGAAGGAGGAGAAGGUGAUGGCGGUGGCGGUGGUGAGGAAAAGAGCAAUGUUCAGCAGAACAAAACGAAAGGAGACGGAGGAGGAGGAAAGAAAGAGGACGGUACUUUGAUUCUCAAAAUCGAUUUACACUGCGUCGGUUGUAUUACAAAGUGCAAGAAGGUUCUCGGAGGUUUGGAUGGCGUAGUAUCGGUGAAAGCUGAUUUGGAAUCGAACAAGUUAACUGUCAUCGGAAAAGUGAAUCCGGCGAAGGCUAAAGUGAUUCUCGAACAGAAGACAAAGAAGAAGGUGGAAAUCAUUUCUCCGGUGCCGAAGAAGGAGAAGGACGGCGGCGCCGGCGCCGGAGGAGAGAAGACGGAGAAAAAGGAAGAUGAGAAGAAAUCGAAAGAGCCUCAAUUGAAAACGGCGGUUCUUAAACUCCGCCUUCACUGUGAAGGAUGCAUUCAGAAGAUCUACAAAACGAUUACCAAAACUCAAGGUUAUCAUGAGGUUAAAUUUGACAGAGAGAAGGAAUUGGUGAGUGUUACAGGCACAAUGGACAUGAAAAUGUUGGCUGAUUCACUUAAAGAAAAGUUGAAGAGGAAUGUGGAGGUGGUCCCCCCCAAGAAAGAAGGCGGCGGCGGCGGUGGUGGUGGCGAAAAGAAAGAAAAAGGCGGCGGCGAUGGCGGUGGUGGCGAUGGUGGUGGUGGUGGUGAGAAAGGGAAAGAGAAAGGAAAGGGUAAUAAUGGUGGUGGUGGUGGUAAAGCAGAGGAACAGCAGGUUCAGUUUUAUCCAGACAAUUACGGGUAUGGGUAUGGUUAUGGGUACCCAGUUCCACCGGUAUAUGGAUACCCAACAAGGUAUGCUGCUGCUGCAGCACAAGCAAGUCAUCCAGGAUCCGGAUGGGGGUACCAUAACCCACCCGGAUUUGCAUUUAGUGAGGAAAACCCAAAUGCUUGCUCUAUAAUGUGAUGCUGAUGAUGAUGAAAUGAGAUUUUUGAGGGUUUGUAAAUAACUGAGGCAAAACAAAAUAGCAAGAUAUCAAUAGUGGUGGUGGCCUUAAUAGUAUGUUCUAGAACCUACCUACCUACCAAGAAUCUGUUUAUUAAUUUUGAUGGGCAUGCACUUGACUUGUUAAUUUGAAUUGAAUUGAUCAAUUUUCACUGAUUUAAGAAUUGGUGGUAGCUUAAAUAAAG
Molecule: messenger RNA, 1319 nt
Organism: Impatiens glandulifera
Lineage: Eukaryota; Viridiplantae; Streptophyta; Magnoliopsida; Ericales; Balsaminaceae
Product: heavy metal-associated isoprenylated plant protein 3-like
Exons: 5
Coding region: 1-1095 (364 amino acids)
Molecular function (GO): metal ion binding
Source: RefSeq, a predicted model, not a curated record